Haliotis rubra (blacklip abalone) is the source of this 1482-nucleotide messenger RNA. Its product is annotated as homeobox protein Meis1-like. The transcript has a single exon. Bases 1 to 1482 code for a protein of 493 amino acids. Gene Ontology annotation, molecular function: RNA polymerase II cis-regulatory region sequence-specific DNA binding; DNA-binding transcription activator activity, RNA polymerase II-specific. Lineage: Eukaryota; Metazoa; Mollusca; Gastropoda; Lepetellida; Haliotidae. Gene Ontology annotation, biological process: embryonic pattern specification; positive regulation of cell population proliferation; animal organ morphogenesis. The record is from RefSeq and is a predicted model, not a curated record.
AUGGAUAUAGAUAGUCUGACCCAUGGAAAGCCAGGUGACCCUGAUAUUCUCCAGUUCACAAAUCUUGAAGUAGCAUCUCUGUAUCCCGACCCUCACGCACCUGUUCCGGGUCAGGGCUUGCCAAAUACCUCAGGCCUACCGCACCACCCCCAGCCAAUACACCAGUACCCUCCCUUCACCCCCAGCAACCCCUUCCCCGCGGCAAUGACACUCCCUCUCAUAGACGAAGACCUGAAAGAAGACAAGGAUGCUAUCUAUUCACACAGCCUCUUCCCUCUCCUGUCCGUGGUGUUUGAGAAGUGCGAGUUGGCUACGUGCUCCCCUCGUGUAGCAGGAGGAGGGGUGUGUUCCUCGGACUCUUUCACUGAAGACAUCGACGUGUUUGCCAAGCAGGUUCUCUCCAAGUCCGAUAAGUCCUUGUUCACCGACAACCACGAGCUCGAUAGUAUCAUGAUCCAAGCCACCCAGGUGCUGCGGUUCCACCUGUUGGAACUAGAGAAGGUCCAGGAGCUUUGCGACAACUUCUGCAGUCGUUACAUCAGCUGUUUGAAAGGGAAGAUGCCCAUUGACCUGGGAAUGGAAGACACCGAGGGUGGAAAUGACGACUCCAAGAGCUCUAACUCAACCAGAGCGAUCAAAAUUGAAACAGAUUCAAAUUCCCGUGAUCCAACCCCUGGGCCUUCCUGCAGCGCAGGUUACAGUCAAGCAGACGACGCGAGACCAAGGUCACGGAGCACGCCCCUGUCGUCUGUUUCUAAUGGUCAGGACGGUAACAGCGAAGCUGGGGAGACGUUAGACAACAGCGUUGGGUCUGGAGAAUGCACAGACGGCGAGGAGGAGAAUACAGUUGAGAAUCGUUCGACCAAGAGACAGCAGAAACGGGGGAUAUUCCCCAAAGGGGCUACAAAUAUCAUGCGUGCCUGGCUGUUCCAACACCUGUCUCACCCUUACCCUACGGAGGAUCAGAAGAAACAGCUGGCACAGGAAACGGGCCUGACUAUACUCCAGGUCAAUAACUGGUUCAUCAACGCAAGAAGGAGGAUCGUGCAGCCUAUGAUUGACCAGUCCAGCAGGGGAGGUAAUCCGCAACUGUUGAACGAAUUACGACCCAAAUCCACAGAAUCGCUGCCAUACACACCCCCUUCAAGUACAUACUCCCCCUACACUCCCGACCCCGGAGUCAGUUACCUUGACAACCAGCACAUGCAGAUCGGAAGGUUGCCAGGGAUGCCAGGGAUGACCGGAAGUGAUGUAUACGAUCCGAUGAAGGGAGGUUACUCUCAUAUGCCUCACGGUGUACAACAGUAUGAUAUGUUUGGGAUGCAAGGCGUGCCUCGUGCAGAUAUGUACCAGAUGCCAGGUGCCUACCAGCAGCUGUCCCCGUACACCACGGGCCUACAGCCACAGCCUAUGAUGUCUAUGUUCCCGGGACAGGGGCACAACAUGAUGCAUGGCCACAACCCCAACCUAGGGAAUGAAUAG